UAAUAUGAUAAAUUUUAACCCAAACCUAAACUUUCUGUAAAAAAUUUCCACAGAGAAACAGGGGAAAAAGGAACAUGAUUCCCAUUAAUUUAGGCUUCCCAUUCCUCCAGCUCAAUCCCAUUUAAGAUGCACUCAAUUUAGCACCACCAAAAACUCUUUUAUUUGGGGGUGUGUGUGGUUCCAUAAGAAAUCGUUUUUCAUUUAUGAUUUGCACCAAAUUAAAUUAAAAUUAUACCCAAUACAAAUACCGCAAGGAAAAAAGAAAGAAUCAAUACCCAUUCCAUUUCACUUACUUUUUUGGGGUUUUCGCUUUUCUUUUUCACUAUCAUCAGUUCAGCAAAUCAGUCCCCCCCCCCCCCCCAAAAAAAAAAACCCACUUCUACAAACAUGAAAUCUGGUUAUGGGGUCACUCUUUUUCUCUUGUUUCUCUUCUUUUCAGCUUUUUUCUUCAAUUACAAUGAAGCUACAAGCAUGGCCCAAGUAAAUGGGUCUUCAGAAAUGUUCCCAUUGGUGGAAGAGAAGAUGAUGUUGUUCAAUGAAAGCAGAAGAAAGUUGGGGAGUUUCCAGAUAUGUGCUGUUUGUACAUGCUGUGGUGGAGCUAAAGGUGCUUGCUUACCUUCUCCUUGUUGCUAUGCUAUCAAUUGCAACAUUCCAAACAGACCCUUUGGUUUCUGUUCUUUCACUCCCAAAACCUGUAAUUGCUUUGGAUGCCAUCUCUAGUUUAAACCUUUGUUUUAUCUAUAUUUCUUACUCUCUUUUUUCUUUUCUUUUUUUAAUUUAGGAGUUAAAAUAAUAAAAAAAAUAUUGAUUCUGAUGCAAGUUUGAAAGUGGAGAAAGAGAAUAUCUGUUUUCUUUCAUUUGUUUGUUUAUAAGUUCCAUAGGGAGUUUUCUCAGUUAAGGUUUUUUGGCAAUUUUGUCUAUAAUUUUUGUUCUUUUCAAGGUAGUAACAUUGCCUGGCAUAUGAUAUGGAUAAUUUAGGAAACAUUGCCCUUGUUUAUGAAGCUAAUGGGUGUUAUAAUAAGGUUUCUUUUCUUUUUUUAUUUAAA
Messenger RNA from Gossypium raimondii (Peruvian cotton), 1046 nucleotides. RefSeq lists its product as hypothetical. The transcript has 2 exons. Bases 388 to 720 code for a protein of 110 amino acids. Lineage: Eukaryota; Viridiplantae; Streptophyta; Magnoliopsida; Malvales; Malvaceae. The record is from RefSeq and is a predicted model, not a curated record.